AUGGCGUCAUCGGGAGCCGACAGGGAGACCCGCAGGGAGAGAAUAUUGCGGCCACCCGCAGUGAAGCCGCCCGCAAAGGUGACUCAGAGGAGGAGGCUCCUGGUCAGACCAAACGAGGACCCGCAGCCGCGCAAGAUCCCUCGACAGGAGAAGCUGGUGCGGCCGGAUGUGGCGGGGCGGCUGAGGACUCUUCGGCCGACCCCUUCUCCACUUGCGUUGGAGCAGGUGGAGAAAUCAGGCCUCCCGGCCAGGGACCACGUUGUCGCUCGAGACAGCGACGAGUCCAGUUCAUCGGAGAACGUGGCAAAGAAAAGCAGAAGGGAGAAGAACCUGGCAAGGAGGAGGCACCGUCGUCUCCAUCUCUAUGUUCAGGAAAGCAUGGAGGCCAUAAAGCUGGGUUUGAGCUUGCUAGAGAAGAAGGCGAUCACAGCCAACACCGAGCGCUAUUACCAGGCGGAGCUAUCAGGUUUGAAGGCUUUCGCGAAGCGGCAGGGCGUGGAUCUCAACAAGAAGGACACGAGGGACACGGAGGUGGACCGAGUAAUCACGGAGUACUUCAACCACCUCUUCAUGGCCGGGCAUCCAGCUCACAGGGGCGACAAGAUCCUUGCCUCCCUCAUGCACUUCCGCUCCCAGUACAGUCGGAUGGGAGGCGGAAAGCUUCCUCGGAGCUGGCGGGCCUUGAAAGGAUGGAAACGAUUGAGCCCAGGGCAGUCUCGCCGAGCGAUGCCGUUGGCAGUCUGGUGCGCCAUCUCCAUGGAGCUGGUGAGAAUGGGCCAACUCCGCAUGGCAUUAUUCCUGAUG
Molecule: messenger RNA, 804 nt
Organism: Symbiodinium sp. CCMP2456
Lineage: Eukaryota; Dinophyceae; Suessiales; Symbiodiniaceae
Source: the annotation of a GenBank genome assembly